GUUUGCCCAGCCAAUGGAAAAUUGCCAGCAAGACUUUUCAUUUGAAAGUGUUUAACUCUAUUUAUUAAUCAUUUAUCAAUCUAUUUAAUUAAUUUUUCCUUCUUUCUAAUUGUUUUACUCUACUAAGUAAUUUGUAUCUUUGAUUAUUCAUCAUCAUUCCUGUUAAGCAUGGAGCCUAUUAAGAUUGACAAGUGGGAUUGUAGUGCUUUAAAGAACACCUUGGAUGAUUGUUGUCGUAACAUUUUGAUUGAUAAAUACAAGUACGCUGAAUGCCACAAAUUAAUGGACAUUCGACUAGCCAUUUGUACCGCUGCAGUUGCUUGUGCUGCUUUCGCUCUUGUUUAUGAUUAUUUAUAUGCUUUUCCGGCUUCCAAAUUGGUUCUCAUUACUUGUUCAUCAACAUACUUCAUCCUUAUGGGAGUCCUUACACUAUACACUAAUAUGGUUGAAAAGGGUAUCUUUUUAGUCGCCAAGCAAGUUGAUUCAAGUGGAAAUGAACCUGCGAAGAAAAUUACUGUUUCCUCAUGUUUGAAACGUUUCGAUGAAAAUUAUCAACUCUGUUUCGAGUAUAAUACUGGCAAAAAGGGAGCAAAAACAAAGGAGAAGACAAUCACCAAGUCUGUCGCCAAUUGGUUUGAUGAGGAUGGUCAACUUUUAUACGACAGCUUUAAACAUGAUGUCGUUCAAUUACAUGAUUCAAUUGUGAACAAGAAAGAUCUCUAAAAUUUUAAUUAUCAAUCCAAAUUAAACAGAUAUUUUAAAAAAUACA
Messenger RNA from Tetranychus urticae (two-spotted spider mite), 769 nucleotides. It is a transcript of the gene Spase25, whose product is annotated as Signal peptidase complex subunit Spase25. Gene Ontology annotation, cellular component: membrane; signal peptidase complex. NCBI's taxonomy places the organism in Eukaryota, Metazoa, Arthropoda, Arachnida, Trombidiformes, Tetranychidae. The record is from RefSeq and is a predicted model, not a curated record. Gene Ontology annotation, biological process: protein targeting to ER.